Messenger RNA from Racocetra fulgida, 1025 nucleotides. Lineage: Eukaryota; Fungi; Glomeromycota; Glomeromycetes; Diversisporales; Gigasporaceae. The record is from the annotation of a GenBank genome assembly.
AAUCUUUACCGAAAGAUGAAAUACCAACUGCUCUAUUGGCGACGACUGUAAUAGUUAAUCUUGAUCCAACAAAAACAGAACAUUAUACUGGGUAUUCAAUAGAUCCAAUUGACGAGAAAGACCCGGGUGAUGAUACGAAUAGUGAUGAUGGUGAAGAGUCGAAAGAUGAUCUGCUUAAUCGUGUUGAUAGUCUAACUGAAUUGAGAAAUUCGGAAUUAUUUGAAACAAUUAUUUCAGAAGAUACAAAUAGUAACAAUAACGAGAAUGAUUCGAGUCAAGAUGAUGAUUGUGAGAAUGAUGAGCAUGAUCUUACUAGUGAUGAGAUGUUUAUAAUAGUAAAUUCGGGUAAACAAAUAAAUGCAGUUAAUUUACGAAUUGACUAUAUGUAUCGGGGUAAACAGUUGAAAAAUAUGUGUUUGUAUGACUACAUAUCAACAAUUCAUAAAAUAAAAAUUAAUGACAAAGAAAUAGACAAACUUAAUAGACAAAAAACUCGUGAAGGGCAUGCGACAAGAGUGGAUAGAUUUCUAUUUUUAGGUGGAGAAAAAAAGUGUAAUGAAACUUGUGAUCAUACCUACGAGAACCCGGAAAUUGCAAAAGUUCAACGGAUAGAAAGAUCGGUAAUAGGUUAUGAUAAUACUGGUGACGCAGUAAUACAAGAUGACCAAGAUGAUCUUAAUUUUAGUAACUUAACUUCAUCGAGCCCGUAUGAAAUUAUGCGUUCUGGGUUGUGUAAUGUGAAAUUCGUUAAUGAUGCUAUGCUUCAUUUAUAUCUAAAAGAUAAAUUUAAUGAUAAGAAAAAAGGACAAUCAAGCUUUCAAGAAGAACCUGAUACUAUAGAAUGUGAUAAUGAAGAUGAAGUACGAUGUUCUUGUGAAAAUGAUAAUUAUCUAGUUAAAGCGUGGCAAAAUAUUAUAUCAUCUAGAAAAAAAAUGGAACAAAUGAAUAAUAAUAUGAAUCCCGAAGAAAUCUAUAUCCAGAAACCUUCUGCUCAUACAACUAACCAAAAGAAGCCAGAUAACUGA